UAUCUCAAAGGCUACGACAACUUACAGAGCACACAAAGAACAGUUAAACUGAUUGAAUUACAAUGUGAUUUGAAUGUGAUGGACGAAGACAGUCCGGAUGGCCUAGCGUACCCCUAACAAAGUGUCUCCUGGUCUGAUAAUCCCCUCAUCAUGUGUAAAUAAAACGUUUUGAUGCUACUUGAUCAAUCAGUUGUUCAGGCGAUGACCCAAUUGAGUCAUUUGUGAAACAAACGUUCGGCUGCUGUGAGUUGGACGCCGGAGAGCUCAGUUUCCUUGACCAGACGAGAGAUGGAUGAGAAGACAGGAUUGUUAGAGAGACCGCUGCGUACAAGAAAUGGCAGGCUGUACCUCGCUGUUUUUUCAGCUGUUUUGGGGAACUUUAACUUCGGCUUUUCUCUGGUGUAUCCUUCCCCGGUCAUCCCACAACUACUGGUCAUCGACGACCCUCGGCUGAGAUUAGACACGGAGCAGGUCGCGCAGUUUGGGUCUAUCUUCACACUGGGAGCCGCUGCAGGGGGUAUAGGGGCCAUGUUGCUGAAUGACCUGAUUGGUCGGAAGAUAAGCAUCAUGGCCUCAGCAGUGCCAUCUACUGUUGGGUACCUGUUGAUGGGCUCAGCCCAGGCCGUUUGGAUGCUGCACCUGGGCAGGUUCCUGACCGGCAUCGCAGGGGGAAUGACAGCCGCCUCUAUACCGGUGUACAUAUCGGAGAUCUCCCACCCGUCUGUGAGGGGCACUCUGGGCUCGUGCCCUCAGAUCACCGCCGUGUUCGGAUCUCUGGCUCUCUACGCCCUGGGCCUGGUGUUGCCGUGGCGAUGGCUUGCAGUGGUGGGGGAGGUUCCCGCCCUCCUCAUGCUGUUCCUGCUCUGCUUCAUGCCCUCCUCGCCCCGCUACCUGGUCACCAACGGGCACCGGGAGCGGGCGAGGAGGGCGCUGGAGUGGCUGAGAGGGCCGGACUCUGACUACAGGAGAGAGCUGCAGGCUAUAGAGACCGGCAUUGCCACACAGGGCAAAGUCACGUGGGCGGAGCUGACCACUCCGUUCUACUACAAGCCCAUCCUCAUCUCCGUAGUGAUGCGUUUCCUGCAGCAGCUGAUGGGCAUCACCCCCAUCCUGGUGUAUCUGGAGCCUAUCUUCCAGAGGACCAACAUCUCCCUUGCACCCAAGUACGACGCUGUGAUGGUGGGGGCUGUCCGUCUGCUGUCUGUUGCCUUGGCAGCGAGUUUGAUGGACAAGGCAGGGCGCAAGAUUCUGCUCUACACCUCUGGAUUCCUGAUGUUCAUUUCCACUCUGUCUAUAACCAUUUACUCCCACACCACCCCCUGCCCCAAUCCCAAUAUAACUGAGUAUAUAGCCACCAACUACAUAUCCCAGAAUGCACCAGCCUUCAACCCGGUUACUCUCAUCCCCCUCAUCAGUUUCAUGCUGUUCAUAUUCGGUUACGCCAUGGGCUGGGGACCAAUCACGUGGUUGCUGAUGUCAGAGAUCCUCCCACUGGGGGCGAGGGGCGUGGCCUCAGGGCUGUGUGUCGGGGUCAGCUGGUUGACAGCCUACGGCCUCACGCACGGCUUCAUCGACGUGGUGGAUCGCUACGGCUUGUUCGUUCCCUUCCUUUUCUUCUGCGUGGUCUGCGUCGUCAACAUCCUGUUCACGGCUGUGGUCGUUCCUGAGACCAGAAACCGCUCGCUGGAGGAGAUCGAGAACUACUUCCGGACUGGACGGACCUUCACCAUUAUUGAAGGCUGAUCUGACCACACCCGCAGACCAGCUGUCAUCAGAAACAUAAUUGCCAUGUACAUUUCUGAUUCUCAGACCUGUUGAUCUAACCUGAAAUCAUCCAUUAGAAACCUGACCUCAACAAACCCAUCUGUCCAAAAGGCAUUAUCAAAAUUGCCCAAUGGAAAACUUAACCAAUAUUUAAUCCCAGUACCUACCCAUGACCCCUCAAAUUGCAUGAAACAAAACCUCAAUUUCUUAUCAUGAACAGAAAUCACUUCUAGACCAUCAACACCGAUGCAAGUAAUCACACCCAGGUUUAAAUGUUACUGAAGUAUUUUUACUAUUGUUGUGCAGAUGUUGAUAACGUUUACAGUGUUUAGGGAUUUUGCACACUGUCCAUCUGCCAUCUUGGCCCGGUGAGCAGAACAGAGUGUAUACAGUCUUCAUACCUACAAUAUUCGAGAACAGAACAGUCAUGCCCAGAGCGGCCCAAAACAAGCAGAUCAUUGUUCAAUUCACGUGUGUGUGAUACCAAGUGAAAAAGGAUAUAAACAGAUUUACAAACAUCACAUGUAACUUAAUUUUGUGUAAUAAGUGUUUAAGGUUUAAUAAAGUUUAACAAAUGUUUUAAUGUUCUUACAUUUAAGCCAUU
Molecule: messenger RNA, 2368 nt
Organism: Osmerus eperlanus (European smelt)
Lineage: Eukaryota; Metazoa; Chordata; Actinopteri; Osmeriformes; Osmeridae
Gene: slc2a6
Product: solute carrier family 2 member 6
Exons: 12
Coding region: 289-1743 (484 amino acids)
Biological process (GO): transmembrane transport
Cellular component (GO): membrane
Molecular function (GO): transmembrane transporter activity
Source: RefSeq, a predicted model, not a curated record